GCGCUGCGAGAAAGUUGCAGACCCGUCCGCAGAGCGCACCAUCGUCUUCAGCGGAGCACACACAGCAGCUAGGUGUGCUCUUCCUGCAGCGCCAGAAAUUGUAAAUAAUUAAAACAGUUAAAAACUCACCACCAAAAGAAAGUUAUAAACGAAAACGCUUAGCCAAAACCAAAGAUGCAUGAAUAUGAAUCCAAACAAAUAUGAUACAUAGCCAAUAUGUAUAUAGAAACUACUAAGGAUAAAUAGAGUUCAAAAGCGAGGAAUAACACCGAUCCCGGCAAGCAAAUGUCCGGAUAAGGGAGCCGCUACCUGACCAAUGGAUGAAAAUGCAGCCGUCGUCGCCGUCACUUUCGCCGUCGUCACUAUCGCAUCGCUUUUGUCAGCAGCAACAGGAAAAGUCGGAAAAGCAUCAGCAGCACCAGGAGCAGCAACAUCAGCAGCAGGAUCAGAAGGAGCAGUCCUGCCACGCCCACGCCUAUCGAACGCCCUCGGUUGGUACAGCGGCAGCGCUGCCUCAGCUGGCGUCGACGCCCGCACCGGCAGCAGCGGCCUAAGUUGCCAAACCGCCAGAAUCCCACUUCGAAAUAGCCCAUCUACACAGCAGCAGGCGACAUUGCAACUGCAACACACACUGCACUCGCAGCAGCCGCGAUUACUGCUCAUAUAACUGCAACAUCGAGAGACCUUGCCGCUGCAAGCGCAACAGCAAACUGCAACUGCAACAGCAUCCUCCAGCAGGACGACGCACAAGGAGCAACCCGCAACGCAUAAGGCAUAAGGCAGCACAAGGAGGCGCAGGAUAGACCGGAAGCAGAAGAAGGACAGGAAGUGGGGCGGGCUGCGGACACAGGCAAACAAAAUGGCGGAUGGUGGGCAUUCAUUCGUGAAGAAGACAUUUCAUAAGCCAACAUACUGUCACCACUGCUCGGAUCUGCUCUGGGGCCUCAUCCAGCAGGGAUAUAUCUGCGAAGUUUGCAACUUUAUCAUUCACGAACGAUGUGUCAGCAGCGUGGUAACGCCCUGUUCCGGCAUCGCUCCAUGUAUUAUAAAGAAUCCCGUUGCCCAUUGUUGGUCCGAGCCAACUCAUCACAAGAGAAAAUUCUGCACAGUUUGCCGUAAGCGAUUGGAUGAAACGCCAGCGGUGCAUUGUUUAGUCUGCGAAUAUUUCGCGCAUAUUGAGUGCCAAGAUUUUGCCGUGCCCGAUUGCACCGAGAAUGCCACGUAUGUGCCGGGCAAGGAGCUGCUUAAUGUGAAGCAUCAGCAUCACUGGCGAGAGGGCAAUCUUCCAUCAACGUCCAAAUGCGCUUACUGCAAGAAAACCUGUUGGUCCUCGGAAUGUCUCACUGGCUAUCGCUGCGAGUGGUGUGGCAUGACGACCCAUGCCGGAUGUCGCAUGUACCUGCCAACCGAAUGUAAUUUUGGUAUUCUACAACCUAUCUACUUACCUCCGCACUCAGUCUCGAUUCCGCGCACCGAGGUGCCCAUCGAGGCCAUCAUCGGCGUCCAGGUCAAAUCGAAGACUUCGCUCGUGCGCGACUACUCGUGUCCCAGUCCGGAUUUGAGCUGCCCCAUUCCGGGCGCCGGAUCGGGUUCGCUAGCGGGCCUGGGCCUGAAGGAGCUGCUCGAGCUCCACAGGCAAAGGCUCGAGCAAUCGAAACAACAUUUUCUCCUUUCCACGCCGCCCACGCCCACCUCCUGUGGCUCCAUCUCGCUGUGCCACUCACCCACGCCCUCCUCGCUGACAGUCGGCGAGACGAGCAACGAGGCGGAGCAAGAUUGCGACCGGGAUCGGGAUCGGGAGCGGGAACGGGACCAGGAUCAGCCGGAUGAUGAGCCCGAGGAGGAGAACACGGAGCAGGACAGCGCCCUGCAGCUGACGACCACCACCUCCACGUCGAAUGUGAUGGGCAAUCUGCAGAAGUCGCCCUCGGCCAACUCCUCGCUGCACCUGCUCUACACGAAUCUCUUUCGGAAACUGGGCCAGGGCAAGCGGAGGCGGAAAAGAGGCUCCAGCGGCGGCGGCGGCGGUCUCUCGCCCAGCGAAGAUGAAGACGAUGUGGAUGGCGGUGUCUGUGAUAUAAGCGGUGGCGAUCUGAGCGAUGACUACGACCACUGCGACGUGGCCCUGCGACGUCGAUCCCUGCGCAGUCGGCAGCCGCGGGACGUCAGCGAGACGGACUACCACGGGGAUGCCGAGGCGGAGGCGGAAGCGGAGGGCGAGACGGUGCCGCGGGAAAGCUGCUACGAGACCUCGGACACGGGCGGCGAGCUGACCAAUACGGAUGACCUCGACAGCAGCCUCAAUCUGAUUAGCAACCUUAGCUAUAAUAGUAGUAAUAAUAGCAAUGCCUCCAAUGUUCCUGGUGGCUCCACAACUGCAGCAGCCGCCAGGAACAGCGCCAACGCCACCAACAUCACCACCACCACUGCCCCGGUAAAGUCCGGACAUGCCUUGAGCGUCCAGGGUGGACGCCAGCAACCCAAGACUGGGGCUCUGGCCCAAAUGAAGCCCAAGCCCAAAGCGAUACUCAUGCCCAAGCACAAGGCGCAGGGCAAGGGCGGCUCCCUCAGCUCGCCGCUGUCCAACUCCAAUUCGAGUGACUGCUCCUCGGCCUCGCCCUCUGCCCCGGCCACGCUGCUGCAGCUGUCGCCGGUGGGCAGGAGCAAGUCCUUCCAGGAGUCGGCGGCCAUUGCGGCUGUGUCGCGCUAUAAGAAGUACGGACGCGGCUUGUUCCAGCGCCGACGCUCGAAGAGAUCGCCCAAGAAUGCGGUCGGUGUGGGCGGCAAAAGCAAUUACAGCCUGGACAGGCUGUCGCAGAAUAUUGAGAUCACCAUCCAGGAUGAGGAUGGUAACUACCAUCCGUAUGACGACAACUAUCACAUGCUGGCCGGGCGACUGGACGCCACCGAUGUGGACGACGAUGUGGGCUUCGAUGAUCUCUACCUGGACGACCGGCCGAGCGGGGCCAGUGAUGAUGUGGCCUUCGCCGGCGACAUCAGCGACGGCGGGGCCAGCAGUCGAUCGAGGGCCAGUGACGCCAGCGAUGGCCAUGUCCUGGGCCGACUGCUCCGCCAGGUGCGGCAGGGCCUCUCCGUCGGCUGGCGCAAGCCGCGCUACCAGAAGCGCAGAGCACGCAGCAUAUCCGAGGAGUUCAGCAGCGGCGACACACCACGUUUCAAGGACGAGGAGUCGGCCAGCAAAGCCGAAUCGGGACAUGGACCCAGCAGCGGUGGUGCAGUUGGCGGAGGCGGAGGCGGCGGAUGUGGCGGAGCUGGUGGCUCAUCGGCAGCUGGUGCCGCGGCAUCGGUUGCCGGUGGCUCCUCCGGUCACUAUAGACCCGAUUCCGGUUCCGGUCACAAGUCGGAUAAGUCGGAGAAGGAUCGCGAGAAGAAGGAGAAGGAGCGCGAGGAAAAGGAUAUAGAGAUGAUCAAGGUGUUCGAUGGCAACAACUCAUUCCGACGCCAGCAGUACCGCGUGAUCAUCGUGCAGCGCACCUAUACGCUGGAGCAGCUGCUGACCACCGCCCUGCGGGCAUUCCACAUCACGCGCGAUCCGCAGGCCUUCUAUCUGACCGAUCUGUACGCACCCGCCGGCAUGGAGGACACACCCAUGCUCGAUCCCACGCCCGUGCUCAACCUGGUGCACCUGGAGGGCAAGCGACCGGCCAUAUACCUACGGUUCCACGACCGCGAUCGCGGCCAUGUGCGCGUCUACCCCGGCAAGCUGCAGUGCUCGAUGCUGGAGGAUCCCUAUGUCAGUGUUCCUGUAGAUAAUAGCACAGUUAUUAAGGAUUUGAUACGCGAUGCCCUGGACAAGUUCGGGCUGCAGGAUAACCAGAUACAGGACUACAGGUGCUCGGAAGUGUUGCUCGAUCGCGGCGUGACCGAACGCAUUUUGUCGUGGAACGAAAGGCCCUGGGAUAUUAUGAAGCAGCUGGGCAAGGACUCCAUUCGCCAGAUGGAGCUCAUGCGGUUCUACAUGCAGCACAAGCAGGAUCCGCAUGGUCCCAAUAUCGCGCUGUUCGUGGGCAAUCUGCCCACCGGUCUCUCGCAGCGCAACUACGAGCAGAUCCUCAACAAGUACGUAACCGACGAGAACAAGUUCAUCAGCAUCGGACCCAUCUACUACGAGUACGGCUCCGUGGUGCUCACCUUCGAGGACUCCAUGAAGGCGGUUCGCGCCUUCUACAAUCUCCGCGAGACCAUCAUCGAGGAUAAGAAGCUGCUGGUACUGCUCCUGCCGAACAUCGAGCCCAGCAUGGUGCCCUCGGAUGUGCGGCCACUGCUGGUCUUUGUCAAUGUCAAGUCCGGUGGCUGCCAGGGAUUGGAGCUGAUCUCCAGCUUCAGGAAGCUGCUGAAUCCCUACCAGGUAUUCGAUCUGGAUAAUGGCGGUCCUUUGCCCGGGUACGUUCCACUUAUACACCUGUCUAGGUAUCACCCACUUAUCUUUGUUGUGCUCCAUCAUGUCCGUAGUUUGUAUGUAUUCCGGCAAAUAACCAACUACAAGAUUCUGGUGUGCGGCGGAGAUGGCACCAUUGGUUGGGUGCUGCAGUGCCUGGACAAUGUGGGCCAGGACUCGGAGUGCUCCAGCCCACCGUGCGCCAUUGUUCCACUGGGAACAGGCAACGACUUGGCUCGCGUUUUGUGCUGGGGCUCCGGCUACACCGGCGGUGAGGAUCCGCUGAAUCUGCUGCGCGACGUCAUCGAGGCGGAGGAGAUAAGGCUGGACCGCUGGACGGUUGUCUUCCAUCCGGAGGAUAAGCCCGAAGAGCCGGCCAUGAAGGCGCCCUCGCAAACAACCGGUAAGAAGAAGAAGGCACACCAAGCACACCUAUCGCAAUCGCAACAAACCAAUCAGCAUCAUCAAUUACCGGCUCUGACAUCGAGUGAUAUAUCAGGUGGCGCCCAAAACGAGGAUAACUCUCAGAUCUUCGUGAUGAACAACUACUUUGGCAUUGGCAUAGAUGCCGAUCUCUGCCUGGACUUCCACAAUGCGCGUGAGGAGAAUCCCAAUCAGUUCAAUUCGCGGCUGCGCAACAAGGGCUACUACGUGAAGAUGGGACUGCGCAAGAUCGUGGGUCGCAAGGCUGUCAAGGAUCUGCAGAAGGAGCUGCGCCUGGAGGUCGAUGGCAAGAUUGUCGAACUGCCACCCGUCGAUGGCAUCAUCAUCUUGAACAUUUUAAGCUGGGGCAGCGGUGCCAAUCCCUGGGGUCCCGACAAGGACGACCAGUUCUCAACGCCCAACCACUAUGAUGGCAUGUUGGAGGUGGUCGGUGUGACGGGCGUGGUCCACUUGGGUCAAAUCCAAUCCGGAAUUCGUACGGCCAUGCGCAUAGCUCAGGGUGGUCACAUCAAGAUACACUUGAAUACCGAUAUGCCCGUCCAGGUGGACGGUGAGCCCUGGAUCCAGAGUCCCGGCGAUGUGGUCGUCCUGAAGUCGGCCCUCAAGGCCACCAUGUUGAAAAAGAACAAGCUGAAAAUGAAACGCCGGAACACGGAACCCACCAUGAUGGUGGCCGGCUCGGCCGCCCCCCCACUGUCCCUGGCCCUGCCGCCCAGCGUGGGCGAAGUGGGCGUGGCUGGGGAGGGCGCCGAGGGCGACGGCGGUACGAACAACACGGAUUUCUGAAUAUGGUACAGCGAGCGUCUGAUUUAACGUGCUAAUUCCAGCGCAGAACCAAACUGCAUCCCACGACCCACACAGACCACAGACCCACCCACCCGCGAAAAGCCCACCCGAUCCCCCCACCCAAUAGCAAAAGCAGCAGCAGAAGAAGCAAAAGGAGCAGGAGCAGAAGCAGAAGCAAAAGCAGAAGCCACUAGCCAUCUCAGCAGUCCAUAGUCCAACACUGAACACCAAAAACACCAACAAAAAAAACCAAAGAGCUGGCAACUCGAAAAUCAAAAGCUGUAAUCAAAAUUACAUGUAUAAAGUGCCCAGUCCACGGUAUUAGAUCGGAUUAGAUGAAAGAUGAUCAGUUAAGCAGCUCAGCAAACCCGGCCGCCUUUCCACGGUCUGAAAUCAGUACGUUAAACUCAAACAGCUCGAACCAACACUGUCCGCCCGCCAUUUGCAAUUUUGGAGAAUGUAGAAAGCAGCAAGAUGCGCAACGGGCAGAUGUGUAACUAAUCCAACACAAAUGUUAAACAAUAAUGGGUAUUUAUAGUAAAGAAAAGAGAUUUAAUUCACAGAGAAACACUCAGCAAUAGUCUGGCCAAGUUGUAUCAAAUUCAAGUUCAAUUAUGUUCCUUCUCGUUUUGUUCCUAUGUAAGCGACAGCAGAAACCGAUUAGUGAUACCGUUAAACAGAGAGAAGCGCAAGCAGUAGUGCAAAAGAAACAGGGAUGAAUGAAACAGAAAACAAAAUGAAGGAGUAAAGCUAAAGCUAGAGAAACCCAAGAAAACAAAACAAAAAGUACAAAAUUGUUGAAAAUUGUUUGUUAUAACUAAAUGAAAUCGCGUUGAAACCAAGUAAGCACACCCGAAUUACGACAAACAAAAUGAAAUCAAAGAACUAAUGCUAUGUAUUACCAAGUAGGUAAAUAAUGUUGUGUUCCAGCGAACCCCAGUGUUCCGAAACCAACGUUAAAAAGGAUAACAAAAAGAAAAAAAAACCCAGCCAGGUCAAGAUACAAACGUACAGCAGAUGCGGGAAAAUUUAUACGAAACUUUUUUUAUGUUGUGGAUCGGAUCGAUUCGAAUCGCGAUGUUGAAACUUUUGAGUGGGGGAAAAAGCUGCAAAUUGCAUAGUUGGCUAACUACUAAUUGGGACGAUUAAAUUGGAAUCCACAGACGGGCCUAGCUCGUCCUGUGCGCCAUUGAAUUAAAUGGGGAAAAAAAAAACACCUUUGGAUUGUGCAAUUGGUAUGAAUUUUCUCCGCUGCUGUGCGUCCACCAAAAAGAAAGAAGAACGUGAAAAACCACGAGAUAUAGGAAAAUGCAUUUUUUCGAGCGUAGGCAAUGGCAUCGCAAGUAUUUCACCUGCAUUUGUCUAAAACAAGAAACCAAAAAAAAAAAAUGAAAGAAAAAACCAAAAAAAAACCAACUUAUUUUGGAUAUCAAAUCCGCCUAGAGGAAUGAGAGUACAGAGGAGACACAAAAUCCGAAAAAAAAACUACAAUUUCAACUUUAAAACGCUUAUAAAGAAAACAAUUUUUGAAAGUUUUAUAACUAAUUUUACAUUACGUCUUAUGUGAACGACACACCACACGCCACAUGGUACUACCAACUAUUUAUGUAUGUAUUAUGUAGUGCUAGUACCAGGAGCAGUUGAGCAUCGCGGGCCAGGGAAGGGUCGAGUGCGGAUCCCUUGCCCCAGCGGCUAUUCGCCUGCGCACUCGGCCCAUCCCUGGCACACUACACAAAGCGACGGCGUUGCCCAGUUGGGUGCGGGAAUAGCCGGAUCCGGUCAUCAAAGUGCCGGAUAAACCAUUGAGGGCGGGACGCACUCGGCUGCUGGUCCGCCGCCCAAACAAGGUCACACCGAGAGACACAUGUCCACGAACAGACCAGAGUUUUUCCCGCCAUCCAUCAGACACGCACUGCCAUGGAAAGGUCACGGAAAUCGCAUGGCAGUGCUCACCAAAAUCCAAAUUCAAGCCCAUUCUGUCCUGGCUCCGUCCCCCUCGAUUCCCGGUGCGGAUUAGUGGGGGGUGGGGUGUGGGGCGGACGGGUGGGAGUUUGAUCUUAUAUACACACGAUACACACGAAACCAAAACCAAAAACACAACCACCCUUUGCGUUCGGCAAAUCACCUCCGGCUGCGAUUAAGGGGCUCAGUGCCAGGGGUUAAUCGGAGCACACUCGACCGAUUUCCGUGACAUACGUCUCUAGCCACAUCCGGCAGAGAUCGGAGGACACGCCCGCAACCACCAGUCGUGGGCUAUGCAAUGGAUUGAACGAAACAUGCGCCAGAGCCAAUUUUUAUAUUUGACCAUUAAGAAAAACUAUGAUUUUGCUUUACGAUUCGACCCACUAUCAUCCCAAAUUGCGUAGCCCUCGGCGUCCUUUGGCGGCGCGGCGUCGUCAUCCGGACCAUCCUCCAGGACGCCUUCCAAAAUUGGCGUUAACUGGAUCGAUUAGCCCCCAGCAAAUUGAAUCGCAGCCCGCAGGAGAUUUGGUUAUUAUCGCCUCAUUUCGUACAAAGAGAAACCGCAACAAGGAAACACUGCACAUCGUUUUUUACACCCUUGCGUUUCGUUUUUUGAAUGUAUUUAAAAACCAAAAUGAAAAAAAACCAAAACCAAAUAAUGAAAAAACAAAAUAUGAAAACACACAAAACACUGAAAACAAAAACCAAAAAUAGAAUGUAAGUUUAAAUAAUAUGCUAUUCAAAGAAAUCCAAAACAUGAUUACCCAUAAAACAAAACAAAAAAAAAACGCAAAAACUAAAAAUACUAAUUAUAGUACAUACAUUGAUGUAGUGUUAAUUGUAAGAUCCCAGGAAAUUGUUUCAUGAAUGCCAGAAAACAGAAAAC
This is a messenger RNA of Drosophila yakuba, 8477 nucleotides long. Its product is annotated as diacylglycerol kinase theta. The record is from RefSeq and is a predicted model, not a curated record. Gene Ontology annotation, biological process: intracellular signal transduction; lipid phosphorylation; diacylglycerol metabolic process. Gene Ontology annotation, molecular function: nucleic acid binding; ATP-dependent diacylglycerol kinase activity. Bases 860 to 5629 code for a protein of 1589 amino acids. NCBI's taxonomy places the organism in Eukaryota, Metazoa, Arthropoda, Insecta, Diptera, Drosophilidae. The transcript is spliced from 17 exons.